Molecule: messenger RNA, 432 nt
Organism: Blepharisma stoltei
Lineage: Eukaryota; Ciliophora; Heterotrichea; Heterotrichida; Blepharismidae
Source: the annotation of a GenBank genome assembly
AUGACGAAACUGAACGAAAGCAUCAUGCCGGCAAAGUUUUUAGCAGUUAUUUGCCAAGUGGUGAUGAAUAUUACUAUACUUUACACUCACAAACAAAACGUAUACUCAUCUUUUGAUUAUCCAAUUUCAGACUCAGAUUCAGAUUUCGAAGAAGCAGAUAGGUCGCUGUUGGCAUGUGCAGUGAUAAGUUUACUACUUCUGGGAGUAGAAAUUUUGGUGUUGUUUUCAGGAUUGUCAUUGUUUUAUGAUCACGCAAAUAUUGUGGAAAUAGUUUUACAUUGCCUAGGGGUGAUCAUCACAUGUUGGUUCAUUUUAGAUGAUUGGAGAUACUCAGGAUUGUGGGGCAUUUGGGCAUUUACAGUGCUGAUACCUUUUAUUAUAGAGGUAGGAAUUGUCAUAAACAGCAAACAAUUAUAUAAUAGCCAAGAUUAG